Molecule: messenger RNA, 1462 nt
Organism: Gossypium raimondii (Peruvian cotton)
Lineage: Eukaryota; Viridiplantae; Streptophyta; Magnoliopsida; Malvales; Malvaceae
Product: microtubule-associated protein RP/EB family member 1C
Exons: 6
Coding region: 99-1088 (329 amino acids)
Biological process (GO): thigmotropism; protein localization to microtubule plus-end; regulation of microtubule polymerization or depolymerization
Cellular component (GO): cytoplasmic microtubule; microtubule organizing center; spindle midzone
Molecular function (GO): microtubule plus-end binding
Source: RefSeq, a predicted model, not a curated record
UUUCAAACGUCUCUCUCUGUUACACCAAUAGCAGCGUCAUAAAGAAAAAGAAAAAGACAUAGCGCUUCGAUUGUCAUCCUACCUGAAGUAGAAAAGCAAUGGCGACGAACAUCGGAAUGAUGGACGGUGCUUAUUUCGUCGGCAGAUCUGAGAUCCUUGCUUGGAUCAACACCACUCUCCAUCUCAAUCUCUCCAAAGUAGAAGAGGCAUGUUCUGGUGCCGUUCACUGUCAGUUGAUGGAUUCGGUUCAUCCAGGGAUGGUGCCGAUGCACAAAGUCAAUUUCGAUGCCAAGAGCGAAUACGAGAUGAUCCAGAAUUACAAAGUGCUUCAAGAUGUCUUUAACAAACUCAAAAUCACCAAGCAUAUUGAGGUGAGCAAGCUGGUGAAAGGAAGACCGCUUGAUAAUCUGGAGUUCAUGCAAUGGAUGAAAAGAUACUGUGAUUCGGUUAAUGGAGGCGGUCUUCAUAGUUACAAUCCAGUAGAAAGGAGAGAGGCUUCUAAGGGAGGAAAAGAAGCAAGCAAGAAAUCAGCACCACAACCAUCCUCAACCAAGGGUUCAACUGCUGCUCCUAGACCUACAUCUUCCCAUGCUCGAAGGAACAGCAACGAUGUUCCUUCAUCCGUGAAUCCUUCUAAUCAAUCAGCAAAGGCACCAUCCAAACCAUCUACAUCAGUGGCUGCGUAUGAUGAACAGAUUACUGAGUUGAAGCUAUCUGUGGAUAGUCUUGAAAAAGAGAGGGAUUUUUACUUUGCAAAGUUGAGAGACAUUGAGAUUCUCUGCCAGACACCCGAAAUCGAAGACUCCCCGAUUGUUGCAGCUAUCAAAAGGAUUUUAUAUGCUACAGAUGGCGACGCAUCGGUAGUGACUGAAGCUCAAGCCAUGCUGUCACUUGACCCCAAGGAAGCAGAGGCAUUGAGUCCAAUUGCUGAGGCAUCGGAAGAGAAAUCCGGUUCUGAGACCCAGAAGAGGAAAAACAUUUUGAACACUGAUGUAGAUGCUGCCGGAAUCAUAACCUUGUCUCCAAGGCAAAGGCUUACUGAUGCUUCUGAUGUUCACUGCAGUGGGUCACCUCUAAUGACUUAUUAAAGUGCAACCAACUAAAAGACUUCUCAAGACCUGCUUGACAAUACAGUAUUGUCAAAAAUCUUAGCCGUAUAUUUUGCAAUUCUAUCUGUUGUUUCUAUAGUCCAACCAAGGGUGUCUAGGAAUGUUUAGGACAUGACAUGAUAUAAUCCUUCAUCCGAAUUUGUUUGCAAUGUCUAAUUGGAUCAUGUUGUGCACUAGGAAGAUGUAAGAAUAACAUGCUACUCUAUGCAUAUCCAUUCUGCUUCAGUUCAUUUUUAGCUAGACACCUCUCCUUUUUUAGAUGUUUCUUUGUUAUGGAAUUAUAUAGGCUUUUAAAUUUUAAAUACAAGGUGUGAUAUAUGGGAAUGAAUCAUAGUUUUUUUGAGAUUGUCCAA